AUGUCUCUGCUCACCAAUUAUGAAGGGUUGCGGCAUCAGAUCGAAAGGCUAGUGCGGGAAAAUGAGGAGCUGAAGAAGCUGGUCCGUCUCAUCCGCGAGAACCACGAGCUCAAGUCGGCCAUCAGGACCCAGGCGGGUGGCCUGGCCAUCAGCGGGCUUGGAGAGGCAGCCACUGGCCCAGCACCACGCCAGGGUGUCUUUCUGCCCCCACCAACAGCAGCCAACCAGCCGGGCCUGGAAGAUGGGGGGAUGGUAACCCUGGCGCCCCUGGCCGACAUGCUGAGCAGCCCACAGCCAAGCCCCGUCACGGGCUCCAUCAUGAACCCCCUGACGGGCCAGCUCAACACACUGCUGUCUGGCUCCAUGCCCAUGUCCCAGAGCCACCAGCUUGGCAGCCUCCUGGCUGGCCCAGUGGGAGUGCCCCCAGCCAGCACGCUGACCAGCUCCCUGGGUGCGCCUUGUACCGGCCCCCUGACUCCAGGCAGCCCCCUGACAGUGCCCCCAGCAGGCACACUGGCCAGCUCCCUCGGCCUGCCUUCCACCGGCCCCCUGAGCAGCCCUCUGACUGGCCCCCUGACUCCAAACAGCCCCAUGGUGGUAGCCCCAAUGGGCACACUCACCAGCUCCCUGGGCACAAUUUCCACUGGUCCCCUGACCGGCCCCCUGACUCCAAGCAGCCCCAUGACGGUGCCCCCAGCGGGCACACUGGCCAGCUCCCUGGGCCCGCUUUCCACUGGCCCCCUGAAUCCAAGCAGCCCCAUGACGGUGCCCCCGGCGGGCACACUGGCCAGCUCCCUGGGCCCGCUUUCCACUGGCCCCCUGACUCCAAGCAGCCCCCUGCAGGCCCCUGCGACAGCGCCUCUGGCUGUACCUCAGAACCUGCUGACCAAUCCCGUGGGCAACCUGGUGUUGUCAGAGACCACAAGGGUACGGCUGUCAGAGGCUACACGCAGGUGCUCCUCCGGGCCCCAGCCCCCAGCCGGCUCGGGGCCUGCGGCCCCCUCCAAAGUCCACGACGCCCGGGCAUCUCGCGCCUCAGAAACAUCCCGGAAAAGCACCCUGGAGCUGGACCGGAAGCUGGCCCACCGCAAGACCAGCAAGUUCCCCGACAGCCCCCGAGAGUCCAAGCAGCCGGCCUGGGAGCGGCUGGUGGGGGAGGUGGCCUUCCAGCUGGACCGCAGGAUCUUGUCCAGCAUCUUCCCGGAGCGUGUGCGCCUCUACGGCUUCACCGUCUCCAACAUUCCUGAGAAGAUCAUCCAGGCCUCCAUGAACCCCAACGACCACAAGCUGGAUGAGGACAUGUGUCAGACGCUCACACAGCGCUACGUGAGCGUCAUGAACCGGCUGCAAAGCCUGGGCUACAACGGGCGGGUGCACCCGGCGCUGACAGAACAGCUGGUGAAUGCCUACGGCAUCCUGCGCGAGCGGCCUGAGCUGGCCGCCUCGGAGGGCAGCGCCUACACGGUGGACUUCCUGCAGCGCGUGCUGGUGGAGACCGUGCACCCCAACAUGCUUACCGACGCACUGCUACUGCUCUCCUGCCUCAGCCAGCUGGCUCAUGACGACGGCAAACCCAUGUUCAUCUGGUGA
Messenger RNA from Orycteropus afer afer, 1590 nucleotides. RefSeq names its product spermatogenesis and centriole associated 1 (gene SPATC1). The transcript is spliced from 5 exons. Bases 1 to 1590 code for a protein of 529 amino acids. Lineage: Eukaryota; Metazoa; Chordata; Mammalia; Tubulidentata; Orycteropodidae. The record is from RefSeq and is a predicted model, not a curated record.